Pygoscelis adeliae (Adelie penguin) is the source of this 930-nucleotide messenger RNA. Its product is annotated as NACHT, LRR and PYD domains-containing protein 3-like. Gene Ontology annotation, cellular component: cytoplasm. The record is from RefSeq and is a predicted model, not a curated record. Lineage: Eukaryota; Metazoa; Chordata; Aves; Sphenisciformes; Spheniscidae.
AUGGCAAGAGAGAAUACGAAGGACUUCCUUUUGGAAGCGCUAGAGGACCUUACGGUGGAUAUGUUUGAGAAGUUUAAGUAUAAAUUAUCAUAUAUUGAUUAUGAUGAGAUGGCCAAUCCAUCCAAAUCCAAGUAUUUGCUCAAGAAAGACAACGGUCCAGUUAAAUUUGCAGACUACAUGUGUGAUCACUAUAGAGCCGACUUUGCUGUGGAUGUAGUUAUCUAUCUGCUUGAACAGAUCAACCAAAGAGACACUACAGCUAAACUGAAACAGGAAAAAGGAAAAGAGAUCUUGAGGAGACCAGAAAAACUCCUGUUUGUCAUCAGUGGCUUUGAUGAACUAGGUUCUUUGGACCUGCCACAAAAUGACCUGUGCUCUGAUCCUUGGGAGAUGAAACCAGUGGAAAUCAUUCUGAGGAGCUUAUUUAGGAAAAUCCUUCUCCCUGAAUGCUCCCUGUUGAUCACAACAAGACCAGCUGCCCUGCAGAAGCUGGAACAGUCCUUAGUGUGUGAACGCUCUGCUGAAAUGCUGGGAUUUUCAGCAGUUGAUAGGGAGGAAUAUUUCCACAAGUUUUUUGAAAAUAAGGAAGAGGGAAGGAAGGCCUUUCAGUUUGUUAAAGGAAAUGAAAUGGUCUUCACCGUGUGCCUUGUUCCCAUCAUGUGCUGGAUUGUCUGUACUGUUAUGAAAGAACAGCUUGAAAGUGGUAAAGAUCUUGCACAAACUGCCAAGACAACUACAGGAAUAUAUAUCCUUUAUGUUUCCAGCUUACUAAAAUCAUUGAGCAGCAAGCUGAAACAGAACUUGCACAUUAUCUUGAGAAGACUUUGUUGCCUGACUGCUGAUGGGAUCUGGAAGCAGAGAGUCCUCUUUGAGGAGGAGGCAAUCAAUGAAUUCUUGUUAAAUCAGAGAGACACUCUCCCACAUUUUUGA